Messenger RNA from Nymphalis io (European peacock), 1989 nucleotides. Its product is annotated as nucleolin-like. Lineage: Eukaryota; Metazoa; Arthropoda; Insecta; Lepidoptera; Nymphalidae. The transcript has 6 exons. Bases 88 to 654 code for a protein of 188 amino acids. The record is from RefSeq and is a predicted model, not a curated record.
UGGGACUGUAAUAACGUGUACUCCAUAUUAAUUGUGUCUAAUAUUUUUUUGUGGAUUCAUAUUCUAAGCAAGUUUUAACUCGUCAAAAUGUUGAUAUAUUGUGAUCUGGAGACCGGCCCGGGAACCUACCGCAAAACAAUGAUUGUAAAAAGUCAACAGGAGGUCAACAUAGAGCCAGAGUCCAGCAGCGAGUCUUCGUCAGAAGACGAAUCGAUUCCACCAAUGGAUAGUAUGCAUAAAUAUUACUAUGACAAGGCCACUGCGGGAUCACUUGUGCAGAAUAUGUGCAAUCUAUCGGUGGAGUCGGAAGAUGAUGACGACGAUGAUUUAACCCCCACACCCGCGCGCAAGUCACCACCACAUCCGUUUGAAUCGGAAGACUAUUCUGAAGAUUCUGAUUCCGAUAACUCCGAAAUCGAAAAGAAUGAACAAGAAACGGAGAGCGCUGACGACUUGGUGUUCAAUAAUCCAACGUGGUACGAGCAAAUAAGGCAAUACUUGGCUGAACGAGUAAGAGAUGAUUUGUGGGAGAAAACACAAUGGAUUGAUAAAUGUUAUUGGGACGACUCAGACGACGCUGACGCUGAUGCCGAUGAUGACGAUGCACCUGCUCCUCCUGUAUUUUUGGAUCACUACUCUAUCCAACUUAUUUAAAAAAAACCGUUUGAGCUAAUUUUGUUAUAUUAUAUUAUUUUAUAUUUUCUCCAGAAUCUCGCGUUUCUAAGCUCUUAAAUUUUCAAAAAUCUGUUAGAGCUUUCGAGUAGGGUAAUGGGAACUUGAAGAGAAUUUAAUAUUUGUUUGGAUUCAAUCUUUUUAAUAUUAUAUAAAGUUUUUAAAACGUGGCAAUGGAACUUGGAAAAACAACAGGCAUUUUUCAUGUAUCUUAACUAUAUAGAAUAAUAUAUAUACAUAUUUAUAUUAUAUUGGGCUUGGAAAACCCUUGAUAAAUAGGGAUGUCUUUGUGAAUAUAUAAAUAGAAAAAGUCUGAUGUACCCAUGAGGAUCAUCUACUUAUAACGAAAAUUAAAUGUUCAGUCUAACUCUAGAAAUAAAAAGGGAGAGAAUAUUAUUUUGAUGGCUUUUGGAAUGUUUUUUUCUUGUUUUCAAAUAAAUUUUACAAUAAAUGAGCCUCGUAGUUAGCCUUGUAAUAUUGACAAUGCCAGCUGAUUUUACAAUGAAAUAUGAGGUUUCUGCUAGAGAUAUCUCACAGCAUGAGUUCUUAGCUUAUCAUUUUGAAUUGCAAGCAUUUUAUUAGGUUCAGGUAAACGUAAUCGAGAUAUUGUUUUGUAGAUAUAAGUAAAAGAUGAUAAGCUCUGAGGAAUAUGCGGAAUUGAAGUUCGAAGAUCAAAAAUGGCGACUGUAUAUGUAACAUCAUAAAUAGAUGAUUAUCAAAUAUAUGAAAAUGUUCCCUAUUCUUAAUAUCAAAGUAGUGUGUAAAUAAGAAGUAUACAUACAUAUAAAUCUAAUUUUUAGAAAUUAAAUAUAAUUCAAUUCUGUCUAUAUCUAUAAUUUUAUUUAAAUUUAAUUUAAAUAAUUUAGUGAAAUUAUUUUCUCAUAUUAUUUUAUUAAAAAAAAUAGAUUUUGUAUGCAUUUUUUAAAUUAACUUUCACAAUAUCAUUUAAAAAUCUUCCGCCUAAAACAUUUUUGUAUUUGUAUUUUUUAUCUAUAUUAUAUAAUAUGUAUAUCGCACAAUGGAAAGGACGAAUAUAACAUUACUAUAAUUCAAUAUUGCAAACAUGGCGCGCUACUUCUCAAACAUUCCAGUCUGAAGAUCAACAGCUAAAUGGCUGCAUCAGAUAAUUUCUGUCUCGUCAGGUAAAUAACGUUGAAAUACGUCGAAUGUUUUAUGUGUAGCUUAGAAAAAGUCGAACAUGUUUAUUACCUUCUCUCAUGUAAUCUUAAAGUUAAUCAAAUUGUUAUUAAGUAGUUUUAGAACAUUGAAAUAUAAUACAUUAUAGUUAUAAUAACAUCAAUAUUGAAUUUCAAAUAA